AUGCCUCGUGGCAGGCCGCCCGCCGCACGAGAGGCCCGUAGUCGCCCUAAUGAUGACCAAGGUGGGGUCUCCCUUACGAAAGACAUCUUGCGAUAUUUUACUCAUUGCAGUCCACCAGAUGCACAUAAUGCUCGUACCUCGAUUGAUAAAAGCAUAAAUAACACCGCCCUGGCGUCCCAUAACCAGCUUCGAACUUCGAAACGAAAGAAGGUGGAUCAUGUCUUUGAGAUUGAUACGAUUGAAAUCAAUACCCUCACUGCGGCGACCCCGACACCUCAGAUAAUGAAGAACGUCAUCAUACCAGCGUCCCGCUCAUCCCUCGGAUCUUCGUUGUCGAGUGUCCGAGGAUUAUCAAGCGAGAGUGAUCUUACCCCCGCAACAAGCGUUGCCGUCACCCCUGUAGAGUCUGUCAGUAGAAGUAUACCAAAAGGAAAGCGCAAGCGGACUGCAGAAGAUGAUUUAGUAGAGGCUGACGAGCGCCUCGCGUUUGCUCUACAACAAGAUGAGUGGAGCGUUGACGCAGCAAACAAAUCCGUAUCCACCAGGCAUCCGUUCCAGGUCACCGAUUCAGAUGACGAACUUAGUGAAAUCAGCUGUGGAUCUCCUGCAGACAUCCAGAAACGUGAUGAUGACUUACCACUGCCCAAGACACGAAAUGAUUCAGCAGCAAGAGCAACCUUUUCGUCUAUAACGGAAGGUGGCAGCGCGCGAAAAGCGACUAGAUCUAAGCUUUCACAGUUGGUACAGGAUAGCGAGGGCGAAGGCGAGGGCGACUCGGACCUCUCGGAAGCUUCGAUUUUUACCCUCCUCGAAACCGAAGCAGGUGACUCAGACGAAUCGGACGUUUCAGAGGCUGACUGGGAUGCUACUAAUCAAAUUACUCAAACAUCUUCGAACGUGGCUGCUGUUGGUGCUUCAACACCCCGAGCCAUCAGCACGACUGUAGUCCAUCGUCGGCGUGGAAGACGCGGUCAGACAAACAACCGACAGCGCAGAACAAGAUGGGAUGGCAUGAAUGACCGAGCGGCGAGAGAGCGCAAGAAAUUAGAGAAGGCCCACCCAGAGAUCUUGACUAUGUGGGACGAGCUUCGUGCUGUACCCCGUAUCGCUCCGACGCCAGCUGAACAACCAACCACAAUCACUCGUAAGCUCAAAUCCUUCCAACUUGAAGGACUUGACUGGAUGGUUAAACAAGAGAACUCCCAAUGGAAGGGUGGCUUGUUAGGAGACGAGAUGGGCAUGGGUAAGACUAUUCAGGCAGUCUCUUUGAUCAUGUCCGACUAUCCAGCCCGAGACCCUACUCUUGUAGUCGUCCCCCCUGUUGCACUCAUGCAGUGGCAGAAUGAAAUCGGUCAGUACACUGACGGCAAACUCAAUGUUCUCGUGUAUCACAACACCAACCCAAAGGUCAAGAAUAUGAAGGUCAAAGCACUUCGAGAGUAUGAUGUGAUCAUGAUUUCCUACUCAGGUCUUGAAUCGAUCUAUCGAAAGGAGUCGAAGGGUUGGAAGCGGGAGGACGGGUUGGUCAAAGAGAACAGCAAAAUUCAUGCUCUUCACUACCACCGCCUCAUUUUGGACGAGGCUCACAACAUAAAGACAAGGACGACUUCCGUGGCAAAAGCUUGUUUCGCCGUCAAAGCUGAUUUCAAAUGGUGCUUGUCAGGGACUCCGGUGCAAAAUCGCAUUGGCGAGUUUUUCUCGCUGCUCCGAUUCUUGCAAAUUAAACCAUUCGCUUCAUACUUUUGCAAGAGCUGUCCUUGUGCCCAGCUUCACUGGAAUCAAGAUACGGAGAAGAGAUGCUCCACCUGCCAGCAUACCGGCUUUCAACACGUUUCGAUCUUCAAUCAGGAAUUGUUGAACCCCAUUACACAACAAGGGGACCCCCAGCUUCGUCGUGAAGGUUUACAGAAAUUACGAUUGAUAACUGAUCGCAUCAUGCUUCGUCGAAUGAAACGAGAUCACACGGCAUCGAUGGAGCUGCCACCAAAGAAGGUUGUCAUCCACAAUGAAUUCUUUGGCGAAAUCGAGCGCGAUUUCUCUUCGAGCAUCAUGUCCAACACUAGUCGACAAUUUGACACUUACGUUAGUCGUGGUGUUAUGUUGAACAACUAUGCGAAUAUAUUUGGUCUGAUCAUGCAGAUGCGUCAAGUCGCAAACCAUCCGGACCUAAUUCUUCGCAAACAUGCGGAAGGUGGUCAGAACGUCUUGGUCUGUUGUAUCUGCGAUGAAAUUGCCGAGGAGCCGAUUCGCUCCCGAUGUCACCAUGAAUUUUGCAGAAAAUGUGCCAGAGAUUAUGUCAAAACAUUUGACAACGAAAUGCCCGACUGUCCACGAUGCCAUAUAUCUUUGUCUAUCGACUUCGAUCAGCCAGACAUUGAACAGGAUGCAGACAACGUCAAGAAGAAUUCUAUUGUCAAUCGUAUCAAGAUGGAGGAUUGGACUUCCUCCACCAAGAUCGAAAUGCUCGUCUACGAUCUUUACAAGUUGCGGAGUAAAAAGCAGACCCAUAAAUCGAUUGUCUUUUCACAAUUUACAUCUAUGUUGCAGCUUGUGGAAUGGCGCCUUCGACGAGCUGGCUUUAACACAGUCAUGCUAGAUGGCAGCAUGAGCCCAGCUCAGCGUCAGAAAUCGAUCGACUAUUUCAUGACCAACGUACACGUCGAGGUUUUCCUGGUGUCUCUGAAAGCCGGAGGUGUUGCUUUGAAUCUAACGGAGGCUUCAAGGGUUUUCAUAAUUGACCCGUGGUGGAACCCAGCAGCAGAGUGGCAGUCUGCAGACCGUUGCCAUCGUAUCGGCCAAAAGCGUCCUUGUGUCAUUACUCGUCUUUGUAUCGAAGACUCUGUCGAGUCGCGUAUGGUGAUGCUGCAAGAGAAGAAGGCAAAUAUGAUCAACGGGACUAUCAAUAACGACGAUGUUGCAAUGGAGAAGCUAACGCCAGAAGAUAUGCAAUUCCUGUUCCGCGGCGGCUAG
Messenger RNA from Bacidia gigantensis, 2970 nucleotides. RefSeq lists its product as uncharacterized. NCBI's taxonomy places the organism in Eukaryota, Fungi, Ascomycota, Lecanoromycetes, Lecanorales, Ramalinaceae. The coding region runs from base 1 to 2970 and encodes 989 amino acids. The transcript is spliced from 3 exons. The record is from RefSeq and is a predicted model, not a curated record. Gene Ontology annotation, molecular function: ATP-dependent chromatin remodeler activity; metal ion binding; ATP binding.